This is a messenger RNA of Dichotomopilus funicola, 2454 nucleotides long. RefSeq lists its product as uncharacterized. The transcript has a single exon. The coding region runs from base 1 to 2454 and encodes 817 amino acids. The record is from RefSeq and is a predicted model, not a curated record. NCBI's taxonomy places the organism in Eukaryota, Fungi, Ascomycota, Sordariomycetes, Sordariales, Chaetomiaceae.
AUGCCCUCCCUCACAACCGUCGCCAUGACCUUCCUCCCGGUCAUGGCGACGGCAUUCGGCACCAUCAACGACCCCAUAGUCCUCAAACAACACAACGAACACGAAAUGAUCACCCGCCUCGCCUUCCAAUGCGCGGCCCCCAACCAAAAAUCAGACGGCACCUGUUUCGAGCCCCGCUCUCUCGACCAGCUCGCGGGCUACCACAACAACGUGAUGGGCAUCGCGCUGACGGGCACCGGCAUGAACGGCGCUGUCGGGGCCCCCGACACGUUUGACCCCCUCCCGGAAGGGCCGGAGGCGCAUUGUGAUGAUGCGGAUUUCUUGGAUGUGCCUGGGUACCCGCAGAGUCGGAAGGAGGCGAAUGCGAGGUUGCAGACGUGUGUUGAUCACUUGCGACAUCGGUUCCGGCAGGCUGUGGAUGCGGCUAGGAGGUUGGUGGAUGAGCGGAAUCGGAUUAGGAGAGAGAUGGUGCAGAUUUCGUAUGGCGGGGAUUGUACUUUUGCGUUUCCGACCUGGCAGAGUGAUAGUUAUGGUCGGGCGAAGUGUAGUGCGAUUGAAGGGUUUGGAAGGGCGUUGCAUGGGAUUCAGGAUUUUUAUGCCCAUAGCAACUGGGCGGAUGCUGCGGAUCCGACGCAGGAGAUUAGUAUCUCGAAUCCGCCGGGGUUGGGGAUGACGGAGACGGCGCCGUUUUUGGAUUUGAGGGCGAAUGGGACGAUUCCGGAGGAGCAGAUCCCGCGGAACUUGACAACGGGGUGUUUUAACCUGCCGGAUAUCACGUUCGGUUCGGGGGUGUGCCAGGGCCGGAUCACGCACAAUGCGUUGAGCAAGGAUAAGGGGAUUAUUCAUCUCGAUGGGACUUUUGGAUCACCCGAGGCGGACCCGCGGUCGGAAGCGGUGUCGACAAAUUUCGAGUUGGCCGUGAAGGCGGCUGUUAAGCAUUCCCAAGAAGCAUGGGGCCACCUCCGAGACGAAAUCCGCCAGCAAUACGGCGCCAUCAGCGGGGACAUCAUGAUCUGCUCGCUCAUCCGCGACGACCCCAUCAAAGACUGCCGCAACCGGACCAUGGUUCUCGCCGUCGACAACUCCUUCACCGCCGGCGCCAGCGGGGCCGUCCAACUGGAGGAGUCCCUCGCGGAGGAAAUCACCUCCCGCCUCAACCAAGAAGGCCGCGACACCGUAGCCAUCAUCGACAACCACAAACCCGCCGUCGUCCGCUACCCCAUGGGAUCCCCCGUCCACGCCGCAUUCAACUUCCCCCCACCAUCGGGCGAAAUCUGCCUCGCCAGCGGGCUGGAACUCGGUAUCGCCGAGACGAUCCAUGCCCAACCCGAAACCUACUCCGACCGCGGCGCUAUCGUGUUGUUAUCCACAAGCGCCGAACGCCCCGAAUUCACCCGCGACACACUCGCCCAACUCAAACGUGCUGCUGAAGAGGGCAUCCGCGUGCACUACGCCUGCAUCGACAUGCACCCCCCUUCCCCUUUACCCCUCCCACCGACGGAAGAUGGUUUAGCACAGGUGGAAUGGACGCCCUGCUCCCCCUCCGACGCUUUAGUUUCUCCCGUCCUCAAAACAGGCGGCAUCGUCGCGUUUGUCGACGUCUCCACGGCGCGCCGGCGGAUACCGGCGCAUUUCGCUAACUUGGUCAUGGAUCGCGGGUUGACGGCUACCGAUGAUGAUGGUGAUGAGGGGGAAGAAGAAGGAGGAGGACAUGAGCAUACACGUAUUUACCCGGGUAUCACCCUCGCCGACAUCCUCAGUCCAGACCACCCCGAGAAAUCGUUUGUUUACCCUGUCACCGCGGGGGAACGGUUGCAGUUUACUGUUAGCAGUAUCGCCCUCCCCAACAACCGGGACGAUGACGACAGCGAGAACUGGGAGAGCAGCAGCAGCAGCAGCAGCAGCAGCAGCGGGGAGAACGAUAGUGGUAGUGGUGUCAGCGGAGCAGAAGCGUGCUUCACAGUCACACUCUGGCAUGACUACGCCCAAACGGAAAUCGCCACCCACACGCGCUGCGGGGAUUCCUCGCCUUUGACACUGGGGUAUGAGGCGGGCGAGGGAGUGGAGUUGGUGUUGGAGGCGGAGUAUGGGGGUGCUGGACUUGGAGAGGUGUUUGGGGGACAGCGGGAGGAGAUUUUGUUUGUGCUGAGUGUGGAUACUAGUUUGGGGGAUAAGGCGGAUACUAUUGCUACUACUGCUGGGAGGGAGAAGACGAAGCUUGAUAGCGCGGAUAAGGGGAGUAGGACGUCGACAUCGGCCGGGUCGGAUAAGGCGAAGGUGACUGAUGAAGGGGGGAUAUCGGUGGUGAGGUCGGGGUUGGAAUACCCGGUAUGUUGGAAUCCAGCGUUGACUGGGACGAGGAUGGCGGGGAAUUUGUCGAAAGAGGAGAAGGAACGGGAAGAAGGGCUUUGGGCGUGGGGGCAGAACUGGACGUUUUGGUUGAGGGGGGAAUGA